Nicotiana tabacum (common tobacco) is the source of this 639-nucleotide messenger RNA. The record is from RefSeq and is a predicted model, not a curated record. Lineage: Eukaryota; Viridiplantae; Streptophyta; Magnoliopsida; Solanales; Solanaceae.
ACUAAUUAAGGUAUACGUUAAAAAGUUUCAGUUCCCAUAAUGAAGAACUUAGCUAUCUUCGUUUUUCUUGCCAUUUUCAUGGCAUUUGCUGCCACCCUUUCAGCAUCAAUUCAAGAGCAAACAAUGCUAAUGAAAGAAGAAGCAGACAAUAACGAUAUGGCUGAAGCAGUGAAAGCUGAUCCAAUUAGCUUCGGUAAAAAAGAUACACAUAAAACAACAAUUCGAGGAACAGCAGGUAAUUCUGUUGCUAAGGAAAACUUUCAUUUCUGGAGAAUUCAUGAGAGAAUAUUUGGAAGCAAAUUUACAUGCAGCAAGAACCCUAAAAUAUGCCUUGCCAAGGGUAGUCCAGGCCCCUUCUGUUGCAAGAAUAAGUGCAUGAACUUUUUAAUGGACAAAGAAAACUGUGGUUUUUGUGGGAAGAAGUGCAACUUCAAUGAGAUUUGCUGCAGAGGCUUCUGUGUUAAGACUUUGUUUGGAAAAAAAUACGCAGGGCAUUGUGGGAUUUGAAAGCAUAAUAAUUACUUAGCUAUCUAUGUCAUUAGUACAAUUAUAUUUUCAUAUGUUAAGAGAACAAUAAUAAUUUGUCUGAACAAAUAAAUGCCUAUUAUAUUAGGCAUAUAAGGUUAUAGUUAUGUUUUA